GAUGGCAGCAAGACAUCCUGAUGUCACAGUUCAGUCUGUGUUGGGUAAGAUCAGUCGAGAUCAUCUGCAAUGUCCCAUUUGCAAAGACCGUUUCACUGAGCCUAAGGUUCUCGACUGUUUGCACAGUUUUUGUCAGGAAUGUCUCAAAGAAUUCAGACAGAGUCAACAUCCACAAGAUCCAAAACUUGUGUGUCCCCUCUGCAGAUGUGAGACCAUACUAAAGGGAGACAUUUCCGAUUUGCCAAGUGACUUCAAACUGAGCGCCUUGGUGGAUGAGGUCAAUGUCUAUGAAAAGGUACUUGAAGGUCAAAGGUCAGACAUCAAAUGUCAAGCCUGUGAUGAAGAGAAUCAGGCUGUGUCAAGAUGCAUGGACUGUGAUCAUUUUCUCUGCAAAGAAUGCCAAGCAGCACACAGGCGUUUACCUUCAAUAAAAUCGCAUCAAAUCUACACACUGGCCCAGCUUCAAUCAGGAGAGGUAACUUACAAGAGUAAGAUUAGAGAGUACACUCCAAAAUGUGGCAAGCAUUCUGAACAUGAUCUCACUAUUUACUGUGACACAUGUGAGAAGUUGGUAUGCACAAUUUGUGCUGUUGUAGAUCAUGAGAGACACUCUCGUGUUGAUCUACCUGAAGCUGUCGAUAAGUGCAAACGAGAUGUUGCUAGAAUGUCUGAAAAAGCUGAACAGAACAAAGCAAAACUGAAAACAAACAUAAGUGAAGUAGAUGCCAAGUACAGAAAGCUGAACGCCACGUAUGCAGAAACAACCAAGAAAAUUUCUAAUAAGGCCGAGAAGGAGGUUGCUAGAAUUGAAGAGGAUAUUUUAAGCAUCAGAGAGGAAGAGCAGAAACUGAAGCAAGAGGCAGACACCAUUUUCAAUGACAGAGCCAAGACAUUGGAAACCCUUCUUGCCACAAACAACAGUCGUCUAACCAAGACUGAGAAAAAAAUGGAUGAGGUUACACACUUUGUGACUCUAGGAAGUUGCUACGAGAUUAUGGAUUUCAAGACUAAACUCAAGAAUAAGUUGGAAGAAUUGACUGAAGAACAAACUGAUGAUGGGCUGGACAGUUUGUCCCCCAUUAUGGACUUUGAGGAAGGUACUGGGACGUCCCUUGGGAGACUUGUGCCUGAAAAUACACAAAUGCCAAGCUCACAGGAACCUGCAAAUUGGGAACUGACAAGAUGGAUCAAGACAAGUGAACUGAUCAACAGAAUACUUGGCAAUGUCGAUGGAAUUGCAGCAUUCUCUAACAAUGAAUUUGUUGCAUUAGUCAAGCGGCAUAAGAUGUUGAUCACUUUCUCAUUUGACUACAUGUCUCAUGUACAAAGACUCCAAUUUCCAGGUCUUAAUAAACCAACACAUGUUUUAGUUAACAGGGAUGAUGAAAUCAUUGUUCUCGACAAACCUGCUGUCAAGAUCUUCAAGAAGGGUGAGCGAUCCUGCCUCCAUCAGUUCCGACCAGGUAGGGAGACAGGCAGCACCCCAACCUGCCUUGCAGUGGACGGUGGGGAUGUGAUAGCAGUGGGUUAUAAGCAAUGGGAUAUGAUUUCACUGCACGAGAGAGACGGAUCCCUCAUCAGGAGAAUACAUGCUCCAGGUAUUAGAUCAAAAUUGGCAUUCUGUAAGCAGCAGCUCUUCUACUUUCGUAGAGGAUUCUUAGACAAGAUCGCACUAACAUCAGUUGACAGCCAUGGUAAUAAGGUCUUUUCAUUUAGUAUGGAAGGUCGUUUUCCAGAAACAUCUGGUUGGUUUACUGCAUGUUUGUGUUGUGAGAAAGAUGGCAACAUCUAUGUUGCUUUACAUGUGUUUGGUGUAACAGCACAACAUGAAAUUCAUCAUUUCAGCCACGAUGGACGGCACAUUGGCCGCAUCAUCAGUAAACGUGGUGAGCCACGUCACAUCACAUGUACACCAGCAGGAGAGCUGGUUUUGGCAACAAAAUUUCAUGUUAAAUCCUAUCAUCAAGUGUAA
Patiria miniata (bat star) is the source of this 1972-nucleotide messenger RNA. RefSeq lists its product as uncharacterized. The record is from RefSeq and is a predicted model, not a curated record. Lineage: Eukaryota; Metazoa; Echinodermata; Asteroidea; Valvatida; Asterinidae. Gene Ontology annotation, biological process: positive regulation of DNA-templated transcription. Gene Ontology annotation, cellular component: nucleoplasm; chromatin. The transcript has a single exon. Gene Ontology annotation, molecular function: ubiquitin-protein transferase activity; zinc ion binding. Bases 2 to 1972 code for a protein of 656 amino acids.